AUGUAUGCUGCCAUGAGCUCUUCUUAUGGUUUAAUGAACACAAAUACUAUUAUCAAUCCGUCGACCAGUCAUAAUCAUCAUAAUCAUCAUCAUCAUCAUAGCAAUUAUUCAACAACAACACCAACGUCAUUAUUAGAUGUAGGAGUAAGUAAUAACGAUUAUGGAUGCAAUAAUGGUGUAACAACUACUGCUGCCGUUGCUCUAUUACCCUCCUAUCAACAUUUAUCCCAGAAUGGUGCACACAUUGGUCAAAUAUCAACAUCAACACCAAAUGGAAAUGGAACUUCUUCACUAUUACAACAGCAACAACACGAUUAUUAUACAUCAUCCUAUCGUUCACAACCAUCAGAUUAUAAUUUUCAUGAUAAUUUGUAUCGUACAACACAUUAUACACCUACAUCACCCAGUCCAUCUUGUGUUUAUGCCUGUCAUGGAUCGUUGAAUGGAUCUCUUUAUCCUAAUCAAAUCCCCCUAUCAAACACCGGUGUUCAACAACAACAACAACUUUCAUCCACCGAUGUUACAUCUUCGUCUCAACUUUUGGGACCAAUGGAUCGUUAUGGUUUAUCAUCAGUUAGUCCCAUAAGUACAUCAUGUCAACAACAACAGCCGUCAAGUAACGCAAAUAGUCCUGAUUUACAACAAGAGCAUCUUUAUGCAAAUAAUCUCAACUCUCAUCACCUUCAACAACAACAACAACAACAACCAACGCAACAACAGACAGAAAAGAGUAAUCAAUCAGCACCAGUCAUUUACCCAUGGAUGAGAAAAGCUCAUAUCAAUAAUCCUGUCACUAAUUUUACGAAUGGUGAAACAAAACGUGCAAGAACUGCUUAUACUCGACAUCAAGUGCUCGAACUAGAAAAAGAAUUCCAUUUUAGUAAAUAUUUGACACGUCGUCGACGAAUUGAAAUAGCACAUUCACUCUGUUUAACUGAACGUCAAAUUAAAAUUUGGUUUCAAAAUCGACGUAUGAAAUGGAAAAAAGAUCAUAAAUUACCCAAUACAAAAUCGAAAUUACCCGAUACUCUACCAAAUACCACAAUGUCAACGCCAACAUCAUCGACAUCACCAUCAUCUCAAACAAAUAAUAGAGUAUUGAAUAGUCCUAAUAAUAUAAUUAAACAAGAGCAUAAUACAAUUAAAGAAGAAUCAUUUUCACCAACAUCAAAUUAA
Messenger RNA from Didymodactylos carnosus, 1176 nucleotides. The record is from the annotation of a GenBank genome assembly. NCBI's taxonomy places the organism in Eukaryota, Metazoa, Rotifera, Eurotatoria, Philodinida, Philodinidae.